AACCUGUAUACCAUUUCUUUCUUUGCUUCCCCUUCCCAACACCUAUCAUUCCCUCUCUCUCUCUCUCUAUAUAUAUAUAAAUAUAUAUGCUAUCUCUUGUGUGUACAUACAGUAAUAUUGCACUUAAUGGAUGUCUAAUUCACUACCAUUUAUUCUUGCGCCACCCUGUUGUUUGCUUGUGUUUAUUAGGACAUGUGGUUUUACAAUCGUCAUUUUCAUGCAGUCGGUGUUAAAAGCCAACAGCGUUAAAUCCAACAAAAUAAAGUCUCCUUAUUUUUUUUUUUGCUUCCUAUUCCUGCUCCCCAUCUCCAACUUACAUUGUCAACCAUGAGGCUAUUACUACUUGCUAUUUUAUUUGCCACGUUACUAUCUCUUUGCGCGUGUGAUGCUCAAUUCGACAAAGACACUGUAGACUCCACCGGCGGUCUACAUUUACAUUACGCUGCAUCGCCCCAUUCUGAACAAGAGCAACACGAACAGCAUCUCCAACAACAGCUACAGCAACAGCAAAAACAACAUCACUCAACGUCGUCGUCUUCUUUAACACUCACUUUACCUCCUGCAGUACCGCCCACUGUAAUCGAACAAGUCAUCUCGCAAGUUUUGGAAUGGCACGCCCGAUUCGUUCACUAUCUUGAACAACGGUUUCCGCGCUACUUUGAGCUACUAGCCCAUGUUCACAGAGUAACAGAACAAGCGCGACACGAGAACCAAGUGUUUGGACGCCGGUACGUUCUGCUGACGUGGGACGACAUUUAUUUUGACUUACGGCGUAUGGUCUCGUGGUGGCCCCUGUUUGCAGAGGAAGCGUCGCUGGUGAUGACUGAUACAGUAACCCGUCGACGGGCCAUUGCCGACACCAUCAAACACUUGCGGCCACGUUCUUUGCAACAAGGCGCUUUGACGAAACAGAUUCGACUCCUCCAUUGGACUACCGACGCCGCUGAGCGAUCCACAGCUGCCACACACGAGCUCGCCGAUCACUACAGCAAAGUAUUGGAUCAACUCACGCAGUUCACAGACAAUCUCAAAAACGAAACCAUACCAUCAUCCGAUAUUUCCGAAAUGAACAAACUAUUGCUGCAAACGAACACCCAAGGACUAGCGCUGGUCAAAAAUAUGCGUAGAACCAUCGAUGCAGAAUUCGCCAAAAUUGUGUGGCUGUCUGGCCCUCUCCGUCCAUGGCUUGAAGAGUUAAAGGCAGCAGGCUUGUCGGCCAUGGCAGAGGCGCACAAGGAUGCCAUGUACACGGCCGUAUCGAGGAUUCGCAAGUUAAUUAUCAACUCGAUUACAUUGGGUCCACAAGAUCUUGCUACUGCCGUAGAGGCUGUGGAUGAGAGCAAGCCACGGGCGGAACGUGCGUUUAGCCAGGCCGAAAAGCAGUUGCGGGCGAUUUGGGAAAAUGCGGCAUCUGAGAUCCGAGCGUCGCCAUGGACUACGCCCUAUUGGGAAGACGCUUUAAAGGAUACGGUCAUGGCAACGCAGAGUCAUGUGCUCAGCUUCAAGUCUAUGAUCCAAAGCGUGUUUGCUCGUUUGGCAGGAUGUCAUUGUGGGGGCCGACAACAGCAGUAGAAUCAAGGGCCUUGUUAUCCGUUUCCACAGCUUAAAUUGUUUUAUUUUGUAUAUAAAAUAUAACCUUAGUUUUCUGUAAAUAAUAUAUAUGCCGUGGAGCGCGGGCAUCACGGGCCUAUAUUUUCAUAUAAUUCGGAGAUCAGAUUGACUUAUGAGCC
This is a messenger RNA of Zychaea mexicana, 1730 nucleotides long. RefSeq lists its product as uncharacterized. Lineage: Eukaryota; Fungi; Mucoromycota; Mucoromycetes; Mucorales; Lichtheimiaceae. The record is from RefSeq and is a predicted model, not a curated record. Bases 328 to 1572 code for a protein of 414 amino acids. The transcript is spliced from 2 exons.